This is a messenger RNA of Acanthochromis polyacanthus (spiny chromis), 923 nucleotides long. RefSeq lists its product as uncharacterized. The transcript has 5 exons. The record is from RefSeq and is a predicted model, not a curated record. The coding region runs from base 124 to 810 and encodes 228 amino acids. Gene Ontology annotation, biological process: B cell differentiation; B cell receptor signaling pathway. NCBI's taxonomy places the organism in Eukaryota, Metazoa, Chordata, Actinopteri, Pomacentridae. Gene Ontology annotation, cellular component: B cell receptor complex; external side of plasma membrane.
UCUCUGCAGAAAACAUAGAGGAACUCUGAAGAAACGACGAUGCCCGUUGUGAGCGUGUGAUGGGAGGGACUUUGAGCUGCUGUAAGAGACGAGUCGAGUUCAGUGUUGAAACAGUUUGGAAAGAUGAAGCUUCUACUGAGCAGCAUGCUUCUCGCUUCUCUCUGUACACUCUCAUCUUGGAGUGUUUCAUUGGACGCACUUGUUGUGAUCCAGAGUCCUGAUGUUUCCGUCAUGGAAGGGGAGGCGGUAAACAUCACCUGUUGCUGGACUGAAAACACUGAAAGAGUGUGGGUGCAGUGGCUGAAGAAUGGAACAACAGUCCAGAAGCAAAUGUGGUGGCAGAAUAAAUCUCAAGGAUCUCUGAAAAAGGACACAAAUGACUGUUCAUCUCUGACUUUUCCAAAUAUCACAAGAAAUGACUCGGGGAGAUACAUCUGCAGAGUGUUUGUGGAGAUACCAUUACAAGUGGAACGAAAUGGAACUGGUACAUUGGUCACGGUUAAUGACUUGGAGAGCACAGAUUACAACUACAACGGAGGUGAUGCCAGCAAUCUAAAAACCCCGGUGAUAGUUGCUGUUGCUGUCGUGGUUCCAUUGUUCCUCAUCACCGUCGCCUGUUUCUGCAACCUGCGAAGGAAACGAGCCCAAGCAGCCAGGGUGAUCUACGAGGUUCCCCACGUCGACUCUGAGGAGGCAGAGAUGGACAAGCACAGCACCAGCUCCUCAAGAGGCUCCUCUCAGUGGUGUCAGGUACCUGUUUAUGAAUCUGUGGAAUACUUUCAGCAUGCAGAAACCAAAGGAGAAGAAUGAGGAUCUGCCUUCACAUUUCAACAUGUAUAUAAUGUACAUUCAUCACUGAGUUAUGUAAAUGUUUUUAUAUGAUUGUAAAUAUUUUAUAUUCUUCAAUAAACUGAAUCAUAUCC